CAAUCUCGGCUUCUAGAGAUUGGCAGUUCAUAUACGAAAAAUAUUAAUUUCAUACCUCAGCAGUGACGUUAACAGAGCCACCGGUUAGCUAUCAACAAUUGGCAAUUAAUCACCAUUUUCACCAACGCAUUUGUCAUCUGAAAAAUUCUCUUCUGAUGUCGACCAAAGGAAGAGAUCUUAUCAUCUUUUUGAGUCUGUUUUAUUUCUUCCUUAUUCGACAUAGUCAUUCCGACACAGAUAUAUUGGCACAGGGCCAGAAGCUUAGAGAUGGGGAGCACCUGGUCUCAGCUGAUGAGACAUUCAGGUUGGAAUUUUUCAGUCCAGGCAAGUCAAGAAACCGGUAUGUGGGAAUUCUGUACAACAUAGCUGAUGACAGAGUCGAGUUUGUUGCCAAUAAAAAGGUGGUGUGGGUUGCUAACCGAGACAACCCAAUUGCUGACAACUCUGGUGUUCUUAUGGUUGAUGAAUCUGGCAGGUUGAUCAUUUCACACAGUGGAGGCAGGAAUAUUCUUGUGUCAAAUUUUGUUGAAGCAGCAACAAAGAAUGCUAGCGCCAUGCUGCUGGAUUCAGGCAACUUUGUAUUGAGAGAGCGAUAUUCAGAUGGAUCAUUCAGUGAGCAGGUUUUGUGGCAAAGUUUUGAUUACCCUACAGAUACGAUUUUGCCUGGCAUGAAACUAGGAUUGAAAAUGAAAACUACGCAUAUUUGGUCACUAACUUCAUGGAUAAACGAAAACAGCCCUGCCAAAGGUUCUUUCACCCUCACUAGUGGUUACAACAUGGAUGGUACAAGUCAGUUGGUCAUUUGGUUUGAAGGGAACCUCUACUGGACUAGCGGGAAUUGGCAAAACGGCCAUUUUGAGUUUUUGAGAUUCAAUAGCAGUAUCUAUAAUUUUAGCUGCAUCUCCAAUGAAGAUGAAAGAUAUUUCAUAUAUUCAUCCUAUAAAAAUCGUAGUAUAUCAGGAUUUAUGAUAGAUCCCAUAGGUGAAAUACUAGAGAUAUCAGGGCAGGCACCUUUUGGUGCCGGUGCCGGUGCCGGUGCUUGUUCCAAUAAAUACAGUCCCGGCUGUAUAAAACAACAAUUCCCCGACUGCAGGAAGGCUGAUGAUCGGUUUCAGCGAAGAAAAGGUGCCAUGUCUGGUGAAGGAUACCAGUUUGAUGGAAAUUACAACUCGAGUCUCUUCAAUUGUCAGGUAAAGUGCUUGAAUAAUUGUUCUUGCAUUGCUUAUGCCUACACGGAUUACAACCAAACUAGCUGUACAAUUUGGAUCAAGGGAAUGGAUUUCAAAGAAAGCAAUUAUUCUUAUAGCAGGGAGAUCUAUGUUCUAACACCAGAAAAAGCAAAGCGGUGGAUAUGGCUUGUGGCAUCUGUGACUGGAUUUGUAGCUUUAAUGGUUCUGUACUUACUAUACAAUUUCAUCCAAAGAAAAAGCAGAGAAAAAGGGGAGAGUGAAGCAGAGCAAGAAAUCUUGCUAUAUGAGCUAGAAGCUAGUAGUAGUAGUAGUAGUAGCACAACACAAGCUAUCGAUCCUAGGAAGAGAAAGAAACUCGAAGUUGGCAGGAAGAAGGGUGGAAUGCUACAAUUUUUCAGCUUUGAAAGCAUAUCAACAGCCACAAGCAAUUUUGCAACUUCAAGUAAGCUUGGAGAAGGUGGUUAUGGACCCGUUUAUAAGGGAAUAUUACCUGAUGGUCAAGAAGUUGCAAUAAAGAGGCUCUCUAGAAAUUCUAGACAAGGAGAAGAGGAAUUCAAGAAUGAACUUAUGCUAAUUGCCAAGCUGCAACACACUAAUCUCGUUAGACUGGUUGGGUGCUGCAUUCAAAGAGAGGAGAAGAUGCUGAUAUAUGAGUACAUGUGCAACAAAAGCUUGGAUUUCUUUCUCUUCGAUCCUAUGAAAAAUAAUUUAUUAGAUUGGACAAAACGCUUCAACAUCAUUCAAGGAAUUGCUCAAGGACUUCUUUACCUUCAUCAAUUUUCAAGAUUGAAAAUAGUGCAUAGAGAUCUGAAAGCUAGUAACAUCUUGCUUGAUGCUGAGAUGAAACCAAAGAUAUCUGAUUUUGGCAUGGCUAGAAUAUUUGGGAAAGAUGAAUCUGAAGCAAAGACAAAGAGAGUUGUUGGAACACAUGGCUAUAUGUCUCCCGAGUAUGUAUUGAGGGGAACGUUUUCAGCAAAAUCUGAUGUAUUCAGCUUAGGAGUAUUACUGCUAGAAAUUGUCAGUGGCAAGAGGAAUAACAGUUUCUGUCAUCCUGAAAAAGGGUCAAGCCUUGUAGGAUAUGUAUGGGAAUUGUGGAGAGAAGGAAGAUGUUUAGAGAUUGCAGAUCCAGCAAUAUUGGGCAAUUCCCGUGAUGCAAAGGAAGUUUUGAGGUGCAUUCACGUAGGUCUUCUGUGCGUACAAGACAGUCCAACAGAUAGGCCAUCCAUGUCGGAUGUUGCUUCCAUGCUCACUAAUUAUUCUGUUUCUCUACCUCCACCAAAACAAUCAGCAUUUUACAUCAACAGGACUUUGCCAGAGAGCAAGUUGGAGAAUUUUAAUUCAAAUAACGUAUCAAUUUCAGAUAUGGAAGCCAGAUGAGAUGCCACUGAUUCUUCAUCAACGCAGCCACAAAAAAAGUCUUAAGCAAUUUUAGAACCUGAUAUAUAACUUAUUCGGAUUUGUGUACGUUUGCAAAAGCUUAUUUCAAAUCAUUCUGGGCUUUUGUUAUUUUGGAUUAAAAUGCACGGAUGUUAGGUGAUGA
Juglans microcarpa x Juglans regia is the source of this 2730-nucleotide messenger RNA. RefSeq names its product G-type lectin S-receptor-like serine/threonine-protein kinase CES101. Gene Ontology annotation, biological process: protein phosphorylation. The transcript has 7 exons. The record is from RefSeq and is a predicted model, not a curated record. Gene Ontology annotation, molecular function: protein serine/threonine kinase activity; ATP binding. Bases 156 to 2567 code for a protein of 803 amino acids. Lineage: Eukaryota; Viridiplantae; Streptophyta; Magnoliopsida; Fagales; Juglandaceae.